Messenger RNA from Onychostoma macrolepis, 4128 nucleotides. RefSeq names its product cation/H+ exchanger protein 1 (gene cax1). The record is from RefSeq and is a predicted model, not a curated record. The transcript has 20 exons. Gene Ontology annotation, molecular function: calcium:proton antiporter activity. Bases 87 to 2378 code for a protein of 763 amino acids. Gene Ontology annotation, biological process: intracellular calcium ion homeostasis; calcium ion transmembrane transport. Lineage: Eukaryota; Metazoa; Chordata; Actinopteri; Cypriniformes; Cyprinidae. Gene Ontology annotation, cellular component: membrane; endomembrane system.
AAGCGCGUUCACAGCAGGCGUCGGUGGCGCGCACAGGCCGUGGCUACAGAAGUGUGGAUGGUGUGGAGGCGCGCGACUGUAGCAGGAUGGCAAACACCAAACACACGAUGUCCACUGAUGUCGAGAGUCGGAGGCGACGGUCCACUGAGAGCUCAGAGCCCCUCUGGGACCAUGACCCCAAAGGCCGCCGCUGUAGCUCCCAGUGUGACAGACUGUGUAUAGCUGGAGCGUAUCUUGAGAUCCCAGAUACUCCUUCCCCCUGCACCUCCCAGUACUUAGGACACUACACCCCAAAAUGCCUCUCUGCCCACAGGCAUUCCCUGCAUUCACGGUGCACAGAUGAUGUCUGGCAGGAAGCGAGCAUCAGAACCACCAUCCGAGCAGAAAACGAGGUGGAGGCACAUAAACUUGCCAACAACUACAGGUUUGGUUUCAGGAAAUGGAAGAGUCAUGUAACCGAACGACCCAUUGAAGACAGGUCUGACGUAGUUAAGGAGCUUUAUUCUGACCUCAACUAUAUCAAACAUCAUUCAGGAUCACUGGUCACUCCUGGGAAUGUGAUCUAUGUAUUGCUCUUUGGCUGGUGGAUCUCCUUAUUUUACUUCUUGGUUAGUCUGUUGAUGUUUUGCACCAUUGCUGGUAUCCCAUAUGGAAAACUCUGUUUGCAGCUGUCACUUUAUUUCUUAUGGCCGUUUGGAAAGGCAUUACAGAAAAGCAGCAGCCUGCUGAGGAAAUGUUGUAUUAAAUUCCCACAUUGUGAGGCCAUUCCGGAGGUGGAUGAGAGAAAGGAUUCUUCAGAGGUGAAAGAGUCUACACCUCUGCUGCGCUCCGCUCCUGCCAUCACCACAGAAAUCCCUUUGACUACACCGCCUCCAAAACAGACUCGUUACUGGUGUCGGCUGAGUACGUAUGUUUGGCUGGUGUUGGGAUACCCCCUGCUGGCUGUGGUUCAUUUCCUGGCUAUCUUCCUGUCCUGGAUGCUGGUUUUCACCAUCCCGGUGUCAAAGAUGAACGUCAGGACCUUGAGCAUCAUCCUGCUUAUGCCACCAGAGGAGGUCGUAAUUCGGACUGUGAAAAAACCACAAGGUUGUGAGACCAGAGUUCUGCUGUGCUGUUACCAUGCCUUUAACUGGUACUACUACAAAUUUACUGUGGAUGGGAUCAAUGUGUUUGCUGUCAAUCUGUUGCCUCUGGUUAUUAUCACUCUGGUGAUCGGCUAUAUGGACAAAGAUAAUUAUUAUGUGAGCUCAGAGACAAAGUUUGCCACAGCAGUGAGCUCUAUUAUCCCAUUGUCUUACUACAUUGGGAUGGGGAUAGCAAGUAUUUCUGCACAGAGUAACUUUGCAGUGGGAGCGGUAGUAAACGCCACGUUCGGCUCGAUUACGGAGAUGGCCUUCUACAUCACAGCUUUGCUGCAGGGUCAACGUGCAGGAAACGAGUGCUACGCAGAGAUCGUCAAAUCUGCUCUGACCGGCACACUGCUGGGCUGCAUCCUCUUCAUACCUGGCAUCUGUAUGAUCAUCGGCGGCUGCAAACACAGAGAGCAGCGGUUCAACAGCAGAUCAGCAGGAGUCAGCUCAGCCCUGCUCUUUAUAUCAAUAGGAGGUGUUUUCGCUCCCACGCUGUUUUCAAAGGCUUAUGGAAACUUUAUAUGUGAGGGCUGUGACAACUUGCCUGGUAACACCACAAAGCCUUUCUUAUGUAAUAAUUGCCACUAUGACCUGAGCGAAAACAACCGACCCCUAUUUUUGAGUCACAUUGAGCCUUUAGUGUACACAAUCUCUGUCCUGUUGCCUACUGCAUAUCUCAUCGGUCUGAUCUUCACCCUUAAGACUCAUUCGCAUAUUUAUGAUAUCCACAUCAGUGAUGCCCAUGAUGUUAGUGACCAUGGUGCAGUGGUUCACUGGUCUAGAGCGAGAGCUCUAGUGGUGCUCAUUUUGGCUACAGUAUUGAUGGCAGCUUGCGCUGAUCUCAGCACUGAGCACAUCAAACCUAUCAUCUCCAACUCCAGUGUCUCACAGUAUUUUAUUGGAGUUACAGUAUUGGCCAUGGUUCCCGAGCUUCCUGAGAUAGUCAAUGGGAUCCAGUUUGCUCUUCAGAACAACAUCAGCCUCAGCCUGGAAGUGGGGAGCUGUAUUGCAGUUCAGGUGUGCAUGUUGCAGAUACCGCUACUGAUCUUGUUCAAUGCUUUUUAUGACGUUGGAUUCGUUCUCAUAUUCAGUGAUUUACACCUCUGGGCGAGCAUCUUUAGUGUUAUUCUGGUCAACUACAUAUUUAUGGAUGGAAAGUCGGACUACUUCCAGGGAACGGCUCUGGUGGUCGUGUACCUUAUUCUUCUGGCUUUAUAUUUUUUUGCACCUGCUCCUCUUGGAUGUUGAGAAAAAUGACUUUUCCCCUGUUAUCUUUUAUUGUUGACAUGUUUGUAUAGUGUUUCUGUGUAUUCUUGUCUUACAUAUACUGUAAUAUUUUCCUGCAUGUGAAGUAUGCAAGCUCUUACUUGUGAGCUAGAUGAGUGAUUUUCACUGUUUACUUGAAAAUGCAUAAAAAUAUUUUACAUUCACAAAAAAGAAUUAGAUGUGUCUAUCAAAAUGAAAUAAAUUUUGUUUUCCUUUCUUGAACUUGUAUGUAUGAAUAGCGGAGAUCCAAUGCAACCACCAGUUUGAACAAGUUUAUUAAUUUUUCAACAAUAAAACACAAAACUGGAACACAAGUUACAGGUAACCAGUGAGUACCUUGAACAUUUGCUGCACAACUGAGGAAUCGAAGUCCAGCGAGACCCCUCGUCUCAAAAAAAAAAAAAAAAAACACGAAUGUAGGGACUCCCAUCACUCCAUGCAGACCGAGUGAAAAUUGUCGCCGAAAUCAUUUCUGGAAAUAAAUGUGGCGUUGUCACGGUCUGCACGUCGCCCGAAUGACAAAGCACCCUUAAAUCCUGACCCAUGCAAACAGGAAUCCAGUCAUGCAGAAAGAAAUUGUCAGGUGGUGGGUGGCCAGGCACAUAUUAUGGGCAUGUAUGUGACCUAAUGCCAGAAAGAAGCUACUUCGACAACAUAAAUCAAAGGGUGUGUAAUAGCAAUUAUGAAUCUUUUAACAUUUGACUCGACUACAUCAAUUGCUGGUGCCUAAUGAGUGUAGUUAAAUGGCCAUGAACUGUAACAGGUUAAAAAGAACCCAACAAGGCAAAAUGCAUUAACUCUGAAUUCAAGAUGCUGUAUUUGGCGUUUCGACCAGAGAUGUUUUGAAUUCAGAGUUUAUUUUUUUUUUUUAGAUCAGCAUAGAAAAAGAUGUUCCGCUACAUUAUUGCUAAAUGACAGGAAGGUUAUCCGUUUUUCUGUACAGAUAUACACAAGGCCCAAAAUAUCAUUAGCAUUGUGCUGACCGAAUAGUUAAGUUUAAGUCGUUUUAAGUGCUAUAAAGCUUGAUGAAAAUGGUAAGUGCGCAUCUUUGUUGUAUUAGAAAUUCAGGUCAGCUUUUUCUAGAACAGAAUUUGAGUCAAAUAAUAAUAAUAAAGUGCUUUUAGCAAGGCUUUGUUUAAUUUAGCACAUUUUCACAUCUUGCUCAGCAAAGGCACUAGAUCAAUUAAAUGUGUCAAUGUGUCAGUUUAAACAUUUGGAUGAGGGAUGAUUCGUUUAAGGAAAAACAUUUUAUUUCAGUAAAAGCAUUAAAAGUAAAUUAAGGAGCACCUUGUUCACAGUGAUGUAACGAUUGGUUUACAAAACUGGGUGAAGCAUGGGAACAGCUCUGCUAUGACUGUACAGCUUUGUUAAACAUUACUUGGUCUGGUGUUUGUGCCUUAAGUGCAGAUGAAACUGCAGAUCUGAGCAACAGCAUUCAACCUAAAAAUCAACAAUCUCUGUGAAAACCCAUUUUGUUAAAACAUUCAACUUCUCAACACUGUUUUGCACCAUUUUCACUGAAGUAAAACCUUAAAUCACAAUCCCAGGCAUCAAUAAUUCUGCAUAAGUCGGUUUAGACGUCCAAACAGUUCAUUGCCAAUUAAACCCCGAUUACAUCACUGCUGAUUGAAUAUUCAUGCCAUGGUUUGGUGAUUCAUAAAACUUAAAUAAUUCUUUGACAGGAGAUAGAAUUAAGAUACAUCAGUAAAAACAACUCAACACGUCCCCCAUA